UAUGCGACCCCUAUACGUGGCAAGAACCACGAAUCUUUUCUGCCUUACGUCCGCCAUCUUUGUUCUGUUUAGGACAAGCAGUGGUGUAACAAUAUAAUAGUGUUAGGAAUAGUGCUUGAAGUGUCGAGAGGAAAGUAGAAUUAAAUAAUCAAAGAUGGGGAAUAUGUUUGCCAACCUCUUCAAAGGCCUGUUCGGCAAGAAGGAAAUGAGGAUAUUAAUGGUAGGGUUAGAUGCGGCUGGUAAAACCACAAUCUUAUAUAAGCUGAAAUUAGGAGAAAUUGUUACAACUAUUCCUACUAUUGGUUUUAAUGUUGAAACGGUAAUAGAAUACAAGAACAUUAGCUUUACAGUGUGGGAUGUCGGUGGCCAGGACAAAAUCAGGCCUUUGUGGCGACACUACUUCCAAAAUACACAGGGUUUGAUCUUCGUAGUGGAUAGCAACGACAGAGAGCGUAUCGGAGAGGCACGAGAAGAGCUCAUGAGAAUGCUAGCAGAAGACGAACUUAGGGAUGCUGUACUUCUAAUAUUUGCAAAUAAACAGGAUCUGCCAAACGCAAUGAAUGCAGCAGAGAUCACAGACAAAUUGGGUCUGCAUUCACUGCGCAAUCGCAACUGGUACAUCCAGGCGACAUGUGCAACAAGUGGUGAUGGGCUGUACGAAGGCCUCGACUGGCUAUCCAACCAACUGAAGAAUGCAAGCCGUUAGUGAGGCGUUAAGCAAUGGACUAAACGAGGUCGCAAACUCGACGGUGGACUCUGAACCACCCGAACCCCCACCCAACAGAGAGAAGUGUUUGCCGCGCAAUUGAAGACUUUUUGUUGGGGUUUUAAUUUGUUGCGUUGUGCUGUGGGGGCAUAUUUGCAGCUGUGAACAGUGAUCGGGGGGGCAUUUUUUCUGCAAAGAUUUCUAAAAGAUUAUCCUAGUGUAGGACAGAAAACUUUUGAAUAUUAUAUGAUAUAUAACAACAUUCCGGCAAAUGGUCUGAUACGCGAGUGUUGGCUGAUGUACAUUUUGUCUCUUCAACAGAAAUCUUCAAACUCUAAAUUUGUUAGAUUUUAACAAAUGUUGUACAUUUUCUUUUGCGUAUUUGUUAUUGUCAAUACUUAAAUAUUAUUAUUGUACGUUUUUGACAUUACAUUGUGGAAAGAGAUGUAUGUUGAGGAGACGUAACUUGUGAAAUAUAAUAACUAUGUAUUUGUGCUUGAUCAUUUCAUUCUUUUAAGUUAUUCUUAAUCCUGUGAAAUUACACCUUAAUUUUUAUAUUUGCAUAUUUUGAUGUAUCGCUUUACAUUACUGCUGUGUAUUAUCAACCGUAUUUUGUUAUUUAACUUGUGUUGUUCACAUGCAAUUUGUUGGUUAUGUUUGUAGAGUAAAAUAAGUUUAAAAUUUUGCAAAAAACCAUACAUCUAUAAGCUCAUCUUAUUUUUGCCUGGCAUUCCUAGUUUUUAUAAUGAUUAGUUUAUGUUUCUUUUAUUUUUUCAUCUACUUUACUAUGUGUUUUAGCUAUGAAAUUUUACUUCUACAAGGUGCAUUUAUAACACAUGUAAAUAUAAUGUAGUAUCAUGUA
Molecule: messenger RNA, 1568 nt
Organism: Homalodisca vitripennis (glassy-winged sharpshooter)
Lineage: Eukaryota; Metazoa; Arthropoda; Insecta; Hemiptera; Cicadellidae
Product: ADP-ribosylation factor 1-like
Biological process (GO): vesicle-mediated transport; intracellular protein transport
Cellular component (GO): plasma membrane; cytoplasm
Molecular function (GO): GTP binding; GTPase activity
Source: RefSeq, a predicted model, not a curated record